Messenger RNA from Moneuplotes crassus, 548 nucleotides. The record is from the annotation of a GenBank genome assembly. NCBI's taxonomy places the organism in Eukaryota, Ciliophora, Spirotrichea, Euplotida, Euplotidae.
GGGCUUCUAAAGUUAACAGCAAUUGCUCAUAAAUGGUGAGCGAUAUCCUGAUUCCUUUAUUUUACAUCCUAGCCAGUACUCUGAUUUGGUUCUAUAUUUUGGUAGGAUUUCAGUUGUUGCAUCUUUAACAAGGCUGAGGGCUCUUGAGCAUCUUUCAGGUAUAAUACUAAUGUAGAAUGUUAUGGCUAUAGACUCCAUGUUGCUUUUUCUUUCAGUAAUUAUGAUAACAAUGCUACUUUCUUAAUUAUGCUAGGGAAGUCUUAUUUUUGGGCCAUUGGUCUAAUCCUAGCUAGAUCUGUACUUUUUGCAUGAAAAAAAACUGAGGUUUGGGAAAUAACAUAUUCUGGUGAUUUUAUGAAUCAAUAAUUAUAGGGGCUAGACUUGUGGAGAGAAAUUAUAGAAUUCAGAACAGAUGCAGAGGUGAAGAGGAUGAGAUGAUAUCCAAAAAUAACUUAUUAACUCAUUUUUACUUAAAAUACCACGAAUAAUAAUGGUUAAUAAUUUACCUAUUUGUGAUUUCAUAAUGGAAAUCUGAAUCAUAAGGGAUA